AUGGAGAAAGAGAUGUUGAAGGAUUUUAGCGUGGAGAUCGUUCGAACCUCCAUCGUGCAAUCGCCUCUACCCACAAAAGAUUGCACGCUCAGAGGCUCCAACAUAGAUCUCACUGUUCCUGCCAUUAGUCCGGGGCAUUUCUUUGUUUACAAAGCAGUGCAAGAUAAGACAUACCAAGAGAUGUCAAACUCGAUUAAGAAGGCGCUCUCUCAGACACUAGUAUUGUUUUAUCCAGUGGCUGGAAGGUUUAUCAUCGGCCAUAAAGGUGAGCCUGAGAUAGAGUGCAAGAAUCAAGGAGUGCCGUUCAUUGAAGCUGAAUCUGACGCUGCCAUUAAGAAUCUUGAUUUUUCUCAGCCAAGUUUUACUGCUGCUAAACUGGCUCCUAAGAGGAACCCUCUUCGAGAAGAACCCUCUUGGUGUGUUCCUGUUCUAGCUGUACAGGAAGAAGGCACAGGCACAGUAAGAUUGAGUAGAUGGGAUGGACAGCAGUCUAUGGAGGAGUAG
Cryptomeria japonica (Japanese cedar) is the source of this 504-nucleotide messenger RNA. RefSeq names its product coniferyl alcohol acyltransferase-like. The record is from RefSeq and is a predicted model, not a curated record. The transcript is spliced from 2 exons. The coding region runs from base 1 to 504 and encodes 167 amino acids. NCBI's taxonomy places the organism in Eukaryota, Viridiplantae, Streptophyta, Pinopsida, Cupressales, Cupressaceae.